This is a messenger RNA of Fonsecaea pedrosoi CBS 271.37, 687 nucleotides long. RefSeq lists its product as uncharacterized. The transcript has 2 exons. The coding region runs from base 1 to 687 and encodes 228 amino acids. Gene Ontology annotation, biological process: mitotic cell cycle. Lineage: Eukaryota; Fungi; Ascomycota; Eurotiomycetes; Chaetothyriales; Herpotrichiellaceae. Gene Ontology annotation, cellular component: mitotic spindle; DASH complex. The record is from RefSeq and is a predicted model, not a curated record.
AUGGAUCACAACUCUUCAGUCCUCACGGACGAUGACUCUGCAGACAGUCUCUGGCAUGCCCCUGCAGAACAAGAAACAGCGGGCAAACAAGCCCAUAGAGCGAAGCACACAUACCAAGGACAACAACAAUAUGAAGAAAGCCUGCGUCAAGAACUACAGAGCGUGAGACAGGUUAAUGAGGCUAUUGAAGGUGUUAUUCAGAGCCUCCACAAGGCCAAAAGCAAUAUGAGAACAGUGAACAACACCGUCUCAGCUGCCUCAAGUCUCUUGAAUACAUGGACCAAAAUUCUAUCCCAAACAGAGCAUAACCAACGCCUGAUCCUUGACCCUUCAUGGCAAGGCGCCAGUCAAGAUAUCGCGGAUAUUGAAGAGGAAGCCCUGGAGAAACAGCGCGCUGCUGAUCGACGAGAAGCUGAGGAGGAGAGAAAGAAGGCAGAAGCCAAAAAGGCUCAAGAGGAAGAGCGACAUAAAGUUGAGACAGCCACCAAACCCACAAGAGGGACUGCGCGAGGUCCGGGCAGGAUCGGUGCUGCCGGAAGAGGUGGUGCAACCGCACAGUCCUCGGCUUACGUACAGGUAGGAGGGUCUAACACCAGCGGUAUAAGGCGAGGCACAGCCUCCGCUAGAAGAGCCAGCUCAGGAAUUGGUCGAGGGACAACGGGUAGGGCCUCGAGAGGCCGUGGCUGA